AUGACCACCAUAGCAGUACUCCAGCGAAUUCUGUCGGUGGAAGGCCUGCCGAAUACUAUCGUCACUGAUAACGGAGCACAGUUCACAUCAUCGGAAUUCAAACAGUUUUGUAAGAACAAUAGCAUUGAUCAUCUUACCACAGCACCGUUCCAUCCUUCAUCAAAUGGAUUGGCGGAAAGGUAUGUACGCACAUUCAAGCAAGCAUUCAAAAAGAUUAUGAUGGAAGAAGGCAACGCGGAAAGAGCAUUGUACACGUAUCUGGCUACAUAUCGAAGUACACCGAAUCCUAGAAAUAGUAAAUCACCUGCGGAAAUGUUGCAUGGUCGACAGCCGAGAACCAUCUUAUCUGCAUUGUUUCCUACCUCAACAACGCCACAUGCAACAAAGAGUAAGUUCACCAUAGGAAAUUCAGUUUGGAUUCGCUCCUACUCUGGACCCCGUUGGAUCCAGGGGAAGAUUAGCAAAGUGCAGGGUAACCGAAUGUACGUCGUCGAAUCGGGAGGUGUGGCUUAUAGGCGCCACCAAGAUCAAAUACGCGCUUAUACUGGGAGGAGUAGAUUGGAAGAAAGCGAUCCGGUUGACAUUGACCUGCAAGCAACGGACGAAAUUUCAAGGGGUGAAAACGAAAUUCCUACCAAUCAUCAACGCGUGGAUCAACAGCCGGAGCAAACUACCGAAAUAAAACCAUUGGGCACCCCACUUCGCCGGUCGGAACGAAUUAGAGCUAAGACUGUUCGAUUUGAUCCUUCAAGUUAUAAUUAA
Molecule: messenger RNA, 762 nt
Organism: Rhagoletis pomonella (apple maggot)
Lineage: Eukaryota; Metazoa; Arthropoda; Insecta; Diptera; Tephritidae
Exons: 1
Coding region: 1-762 (253 amino acids)
Biological process (GO): DNA integration
Molecular function (GO): nucleic acid binding
Source: RefSeq, a predicted model, not a curated record